Molecule: messenger RNA, 6211 nt
Organism: Microplitis mediator
Lineage: Eukaryota; Metazoa; Arthropoda; Insecta; Hymenoptera; Braconidae
Product: broad-complex core protein isoforms 1/2/3/4/5-like
Exons: 6
Coding region: 501-1733 (410 amino acids)
Biological process (GO): regulation of transcription by RNA polymerase II
Cellular component (GO): nucleus
Molecular function (GO): DNA binding; protein binding
Source: RefSeq, a predicted model, not a curated record
CGUGUGUGUAGUGUGCGUACUAACGACAGGAAGUGAAUUCUAUGGCGCAUCUUAUGCGUUUUCCUCGAAGGAAAAUGGCUACCAGCUGUCACUAUCAUAAAGUAGUUUAAGUUAUAAAAUUAAUCUAAAUAAAUCGAUAACCUACUCUAGUAAACUACAUUUAUACUUUAAUGCGGUGCAAUUAAAUUUUAAUAAUAAAUAUAUAAUUAACAAUAUAAAGAUUUCGGGUGGAUUGUCUGUGGUGAAAUAUUUUAUGUGCCAUGUAAAUUAUCUAUAACUCGACUGUUUACAGUUCCUAUUUCGUCUGAACUUAAUCAAGCUUCGUUGACUUAUAAUUAAUUACUUUAAAAAUAACAUUAUCAAUUUAACGUAUAAAAUUAUUAAAUUAUUCAUUUUUUGUUUGUUUUCAACAAUUACGGGUCAUUAUUCAGUGAAUUGUUACACAAAUCUUAAUUUAUCCUCGACUUUAUAUAUACAUUAAAAAAAAAAAAGAAAUAGAUAUGGGUUCCAGUCAACAAUUUUCCCUUAGAUGGAAUAAUUAUCUAAAGCACAUCACUUGUGCUUUUGAUACAUUAAGAACUGAUGAAGAUUUAGUUGAUGUAACAUUAAGCUGUGAAGGGAAACGUAUUCGAGCACAUAAAAUGUUAUUAUCAGCAUGCAGUACAUAUUUUCGUGAUUUAUUCAAGGAGAACCCAUGCCAACAUCCAGUCAUAAUAUUCCGAAAUGUUAAAUUUGAUGAUCUAGCAGCUUUAGUUGAUUUUAUGUAUCAAGGAGAAGUCAAUGUAGUACAAGAACAAUUAGCUAGUUUUCUUACAACAGCAGAAUUAUUAGCAGUACAAGGACUUACUGAUGGAACAGGAAAAGACAAUGAUAGUGUAACAGAGGAGGAUGUAGAAUUACCCAAUGAACCAGAAGUACAACUUCAAAAUGCUGCAGGUAAGCUCAUGGCAAAUAACAAAGGAAGUAAAUCACCAUCAUCACCAAUGCCAUUUCAUUCAAUUGAAUUACAACCUGAUAUACCACCAACGAAACGCCGAAAAUAUCGUGACAGUGGAUUAUCAAAUGCCGAAAAAUCUAGUAGUAUUGGGUCAAAAAAAGAUUUAAACGAUAAAUUAGUUGAAAAUCAAGUAAAUGCAUCAGGAUCAAAUCCCGUGGAAAUAAUACCUCUAAUGCCAAAUUUAAAAUUGGAAAUGCCAGAGUAUUUAGAGCAAGAUGGCAGUAGUUGUAGUUAUGAAGAACAAAGUACUGGAGAUGGUUCGACGAUUAAAAUAAGCGAUGAUGUUUUGUCUAAUACUGCAGAUGAAGAGCAUAAACCUGAUAUAAGUCAAACAUUUUAUUCAAGUCAAUCAACCGAUAUUUCUGACGCUAAACAUUCAACAGCAGAAAUUGGACAUUUACUUUCAAAACCUAGUACAUCAAGCGAGCGAAUAUCUCAGGAAGCAGUUCAAGGGGGGGUGGGACGAAAACGGAAGCAUGUUGGCGAUACAACUGGUCAAGUGGUGAUGCAGGGUCCAGGGCGUUUUUCUUGCAGUCUCUGUGGAAGUGUUUACAAGCACCUAGCUUCGCUGACCCAGCACCUCGAAGUGCAUCGCAACCAGACAACCUGCAUCCUAUGUCACACCACUCUCAGUCGUAGAACCGACCUGCGUCGUCAUAUGAGAUUAAAACAUAAUAUGCAAUGGCAAAAGACGAUCCAGAGGCAUCGAAGUCCUAGAAAAGGAGUUAAUUCUUAAAUUAAUAUUUUAUUUCAUUAUUUGUCUUUUUUCUUUUUAAAUUCGCCAAUUAUAUUUAUUUUUUGGUCGAAAUUUAAACAUAUAUUUAUCAAAUCAAUUAUAUCACAUAACUCAUAUUUAUAAAAUAUUAUAAGUAUUUACGCGAAAAUACAAUAUUAUUAAAUAGACUAUUAAUCAAAUGUAUGCUUGUUAGGGUGCUCCGUUUGAAACCAACAUUUUUUUUUUCGUUCCCCUUCAAAAAUCUUUUUCUACACGUAAAAAUAAAAAUUCAGUACGAUUUUGAAACUCUUGGCAUUAAUUUUAAGAACUGGAACAACGUUGUUGAAGUUUUUCCAUGCUAAAAGCAUGUUCAUCUCGAUUUUUUUUCUUUUUGUUAAAUAAAACUCAGCCCCAUAUUAACGUAUCUCAUUGGUUCAAAUUCUGGAAGUCUGAUUUCCUAUGAAAUUGGUGGUUUUUUGUUUUUGACUUGAAAACAGUUGACUUUUAAGAAAAAAAGUGUAUUAGGACAUUUUUUUUCCUGAAGAAAUAAAAAAUUCAAACAGAAUUUUUUAAACCUACUUAUUAUUUAUUUUUUUAAAAGUAUCGCAUAUGAGGUAUGUAUUUUAAGAUAAUUUAUGUGAAUAAUUACGGAUAUUUUAUAUUUUAUAUAAACAUAUGUUAAUCAACACUUACCAUAAGUUAAUAACUGAAAAUAUUGUAUUGAAUCUUUACAGUUAGCUAAAAUUUUGAAUUUUAAUUACUUAAAGUUCAUUUAUCUCUUUAAAUAUUGAUUUUAGAGAUUGAACUUAUAUGGAAUUUUUUUGUAGAAAACUAAAUUUUCUAGUAUAAAUGUCCUAGACUUUUUUUCUUAAAAGUCAACCGUUUACAAGUUAGCAACAAAAAACCACCAAUUUCAUAGGAAAUCAAACUUUCAAGCCUUUGAACCAAUAAGAUACGUUAAUAUGGGGCUGUUAUAUUCAAAUAAAAGAAAAAAAAUUGAGAUUAACAUGUUUUUAGCAUGGAAAAACUUGAACACCAUUGUUCCAGUUCUUAAAAUUAACAUUAAGAGCUCAAAAUUGUAUUAAAUUUUUGUUUUAACAUGUAGAACAAGAUUUUCAAUGGGGAAAAAAAAAUGUUGGUUUCAAACGGAGUACCCUAAUGCUUAUUCAAUUUUUAAAUGUUUUUGUGACUUAUUACGUACUAUAAAUCCUAUUUUAAAAAAUAAAUACGUGCUAUUUAUAAUAUGAAAAAUAAUUUUUUGAAUUUUAUAAAAUUUUUUCUUAUCAUCGUAUUCUAUUGUAACUUUGAAAAAGAAAAAUUAAAUACAUUAAUUGAAUACACAAAAAUAUAUAGCACAUGAAUCUUUUCAAAGUACGUAUUUAAUUGUAACACAGUUCAUUUUGACUACUAUUAAUGAGUGAGUCACUGUACAUAUGAAUAUUAAUGUAAUAAAUUUAAAGAACAAUAAGUAACUCUGAAAUUUUACAACUUUUAAUCUCAUAGUCCGUCCAUAAACCUCAAUAAUACAAUAGCCAGUGUGGCUUAACAAGAUAAAUAAAUAAUGAAAAAAUAAUCAUCAAUCCGGAUUUUAUUUUACUUCACAAUUACAUCAUCUGUUUUAAAUAUUACAUCAUUUUUUAUACAAAUUUUAUUAUAAAUCGACUGUCAUUGAUUAUUUUAUUUUUUCUUCAUUAUUAAUUAAAAUAAUCUCAGAUGUAAAAUGAAUGCACAAAAUGUAAUUAAACUAUAAGAGCAGUUAUAAUAAAAUUUUAUAAUUUUUUUUUUUUUUUUCUUAACUACACGGAGAUAAUUACCCUUGUGGCAAUAUUGAUCAAAUCUAGAGCAAAUCUUGAGCAAGUCAAGAAGAAUACAGCGAAAUAUUAUAUCUAUAUAUAUUGUGAUUUUAAGAUCUUGUCUAAGAUAGCUACUAGGGUAUAUACAGUGGUCACAAAAAUCGAAGGAUAUUAAAAAAGCCCUAAAUUUUUGGAUGAUUUUUAAAAUUCCGUAACUUAGCGUGAAAUUUUCGUAGCUUUAUACAAUAAUUUUUUGUUGUUAAAACCAAAAAUGUAAUUUUUGAUUUUGAAUUUAAGAAAUUUUUUUUUACCUCCGAUUUUUUUAUCAUCACUCAAAAACUAUCAAUGACUAAAAUAUUUAUACAGAAUCUGAAAACUAGAAGAAAUUCUAAUCAAGCUUUUUCUUUUCUGCUACAUUACAGCAUUUUGAAAAUCACCUAAAAAUUGAUGAUUUUUAUUUUUUUUAUAUCUUUUAAUUUUCGUGACCGGUGUUUUGAAUUUUAAUCUACAAUUUUGAAUACACUGGGGCCAGGACGAAUAAUUAUUCUUGUUUCUAAAUAUUAUUCGGUUAUGGUGUAACAAAUAGUCAAUUUUGAGUAAUCUUUGAACAAUAAAUCAAAGGGUGUGUUUUCAUUUUUUUCGUAUUUCUUUUAUUUUUGGCUCAGGUUUUACUCUAAAUUGAAGAAUAAGUGUUUUUUUUUAAUUUUCUCCGUGUAUAACUUAUUUAAUAAUGCUAAAAUAAAAACAAAAUAAUGAAUCAAAGAAAUACAGGAUAAAUCUAAACCAUACAAAUAAGAAAUAAAGUUAAUAUUAAAAAGUAUAAUACAAAUAUAGAUGAUUAUAUCGAUAACUCUUCAAAUAAUAAGGGCAUUUGACAUAUUUAUAUUGCAACUGAAUCGUUUCUCUAUUAUAAAUUAUCAACUAUACUUUAAAUUAUAAUUCUAAUUAUGUUUUUAAAUGCCUUAUACUGAGUUAAUAGAUUAUUAUUAGAAUUUAGUUAUCAUAAAUUAUUAUUCAAUAUUUAAUAAUGUAAGAAAAAAAAAAAAAAAAAAUUAUAAGAACAUUUAUUGUAUGGUAGUUAUAGUUUUAGCAAAUAAAUAAAAAUUUUAAAUUAAAUCACCAUUUUUCUACGAAAUAAUUUAAUACCCUGGAGGAUUCGAAUUACCGUAAUUUACGGUUUUCGGAAGAAUUAAGAUAAAUUACGGCCUUUUCCAGCGAAAGUACGGUAUUUUGCCGUAAACUUGUGGUUAAUUAGCGGCAAUUUACCGCGAAAUUGCGACAACCCUGCGGUAUUUUACCGUAAAGUGAAGUAUUGCGCUGUCAAAAAUUUAAAAAAUCAUACGGUGGUGACGGUAAAAAUUCCAGAUAUAUAUGGUAAAUUGCUUUAUUUCACAGUAAUUCGUCGUAAAUUACUGUAUAUGACCAUAAACUACCGUAUAAUGCCGUUAAUUAUAGUAAUUUUCCGUAAUGUGAAUCCACCAGGGUAAUUUUCUUAUUUUUUUAAGUCAAAGGAUUUAAAUUAGUAAAUAAUGUUUAAAUCACAAAAAAAAAUUAUGUUAAAAGUUUUCGGGCGUGACAAUUAAUAAAUAAUAAAUAAUUAAUAAAUAGUUAAUGAUGUCAAAGACACUUCAAUAUAACGAAAUUCUGGUAUUAAAAAUUAAAACUUAUGUUUGGGUUGCCAUACCAUUAUUCUUAAAAAAUUUCUCGACAAAUGCCAGAUAUAUCACCCUACAAAUUUAAUCAAGUACUGUAUCUAGAUGACAAAUAAUUUACAAACAUUCAAAAGGAUUCGCAUCAAUAAUUCUAAAUGUACGGAAAUGCAUUGCGGCAAAACUAUCAAGUAGUUAUACUACAAGUAUUACCGAAAUAUCCUGAGGUGAUUGUAACAACAACACAAGUUUAAACGGUGGCAAAACUGAAUAGUCAACUUACUGAUUUAAUAAAGUCUCAUUUUUAAUUUUAUUCUGAAAAAAUAUAUUGACUUUGAAGUAAAAUCUAAAACGAAACUUUUUCGAAUCGGUUAGCUAACUGACCGAAUAUUCAGUUCUGUAUUAAGUUUUGCUGCCGUUUAAAUUUGUAUUUUUGUUAGAAUCACUUCAGAAUAUUUUGGUAAUACUUGUAGUAUAACCACUUUAUAAUUUUCCCGCGAUUAAUUUCAGUACAUUUAGAAUUAUUCAUGCGAAUUCUUUUGAAUGUUGUUUGUUUUCCAAAUCAUAUUAUUUAAGUGAACUUAAUAAAUUAUCUGUCAUUUAAAGAAAAUUACUUGAUUAAAUUUGUAGUAUGAUAUAUCUGGCACUUGUAAAGAAAUUUUUUUAUGAUAAUGGUAUGGCAGCCUUUGUAUUGUAAAUUCACUUUAUAAGUUAACGGAAAACAUUAUUUACAUUAAACUAAAAUAUGAGGUAAAUAUUUUAUAAGGAUACUACAAAAUCCAUAUAAUUAAAUUAUUUUAUUUUUAAUUUUCAUUAAUAAUUAAACAAAUACAAAUAAUUAUCAUUGCUUAUAUUUAUUAUUAUUAAUAAUAAUUUAUAAACGAAUUAAUAAGUUUUCAAGUUUUCCAUCCAUAUUUGGUCAAUGUUACUCAUCUUAUUUAAAUUAUUAAUCAGUAAAGUAGCAAUUGAAUUAGUAUGUAAGUCUUUUAAACAUACAAAAAAAAAAAAAAAACCAAAUGCUUUUAUUUAUAUUUUAACUAAAAACCACCUCUUAAUG